Brassica rapa (field mustard) is the source of this 1172-nucleotide messenger RNA. RefSeq names its product NADPH-dependent aldehyde reductase-like protein, chloroplastic. NCBI's taxonomy places the organism in Eukaryota, Viridiplantae, Streptophyta, Magnoliopsida, Brassicales, Brassicaceae. The record is from RefSeq and is a predicted model, not a curated record.
UGGUCUUAAUUAUAGAUACAUGCGUACAGAAGAGUGGUCAGAGAUGAUCACAAAAAGUCAAAUGAAUAGUUCGCACGCACGUCACUGCUUACGAAGAAAAAAAUAAAACAAAUCUCAAAAUGAGGCGGCUUAUUCUUGGGUCAUGUGGCAGUAUCAUAAGUCAAAAGACUAAAUUUGUCGGUUAGUGUUAUUGGAUCCAUCAUUGUCACCCUUUUUAUCUAUAAAUGUAUCCAAUAUUUCAUUCUUGAUAUUCAAAUUGAGAAGUAAAGAUAAAUGGAUAAAAACACCAGAAGCUCAUCGUCUUUCCCUCUGGCCGGUCGUGUAGCUAUAGUGACUGGAGCCACAAGAGGCAUCGGUCGUGCGAUUGCAAUUCACCUCCACAGCCUUGGCGCAAGAGUUACCCUCAAUUAUGUCUCGAGCUCAUCAGAAGCUGAACUCUUGGCUUCAGAACUAAACGCGUCAUCUCAACAAAACUCAGCAAUAGCAGUCAAGGCAGAUGUUUCAGAUCCAGACCAGAUCAAUAACUUGUUUGAUCAAACCGAACAAGAGUUCGGAUCAAAAGUUCAUAUUCUCAUUAAUUGUGCAGGUGUCUUGGACCCAAAGUAUCCAUCUUUAUCCGAGACUACACUUGAAGAUUUCGAGAAAACAUUCAGAACUAACACGAGAGGGGCUUUCGUGUGUUGCAAGGAAGCCGCUAAUAGGGUUGUUAGAGGAGGUGGUGGAAGAAUCAUUAUGAUGUCUACUUCACAGGUCGGAGCACUCUCGCCAGGAUAUGGUGUCUAUACUGCGUCAAAGGCUGCAGUGGAAACAAUGGUAAGAGUGUUGGCAAAGGAACUUAAAGGAAGCCAGAUAACCGCAAACUGUGUUGCUCCAGGGCCGGUUGCGACAGAGAUGUUCUACGCAGGAAAAAGUGAUGAAACGGUGAAGAUGCUUGCAAGCGCGUGUCCAAUGGGGAGGAUUGGUGAGCCAAAGGAUGUUGCGGAGAUUGUAGGAUUUUUGGCAGGUGAUGGUGGGGAAUGGAUCAACGGUCAGGUUAUUAGAACCAAUGGUGGCUUUGUUGUGUGAAAAAGGAAGAUUUAACUAAAAAAUAUUGAUGUGAAAGUCUUUUGGUAUGUUGAACUAUGUUUAAUUCGUUGAUGAGUGGUUAAUGAAGUUCACAUGUCUUUGUUUUA